AUGAACCCCACUGAUCUUCGUGAGGGGGCACAACCGUUACUUCCUGCAUUUCCGCCUCCACCCGGUCAUUCAAGCAGUGGCGGCGGUGGUAUUCCCGACAGCGGCCUCCAAUUUCAUGGAGGAACUAGGCCCCUCUGGGCAACCGCAACUCCCGCUGUUGCUACCGCACCUGUGUCUGCUGCAGGCGUGCCACCAUCUCAAGUUGGAUUCAAUACGGGACUCCCCAGUGAACCGCAAGGUGCCGCCUACGCAGGUCGUGAGGGGUACGCUAACGCGGCCAUUCGGGCCUCAGCAGAUUUCUGGAAAAGUGAGCAAGCACGGCGGGUGGCGAUGGAACAGGCUACAGGAUCGGGAUGCAGUUCCCUCCCUGGGGAAUUCCGCGGUCCGGAAAGGGCCGAAUUUCCCUCGGAAGAGUUGGAGUUUCACACGGGGUCACCGAAGUACGUACUGCCGGUCUCUCUGCUUUUGGCUGUAGGUCUUUUUGGUGCUAUUCCGUUGAUGUCAUCAUUCGCGUUUGCGGUUCUUCUCACAGGAUGCAUUGUGACGUAUGUGGUGGAUUACGCUGGAUACCGUCUUGGAGGUGUGUUUGCCAUAAUUGCCACCACCCUCUGUUUCGGCUUUGCGCUAUUCCUGUCUAACCUGCGAGCAUCAAUUACGUUUUUAGGCCCCCUCUGUAUGAUAUUAACUGUGCAGGGGUUGCUAACAACCACCGCUAUGGCCGCGUUCCUUCACUUUCAUUGGUUGCAGGUUGGAUACCCGGAACUUGUGUGUUUGAUGGAGCGUAGUGUCUUGGGCGUUACCCCAAUGUUGGUACUGCCUUCACUGUUGUCCAGCACCACAGCCUUUGUCGGUUCGCGUCACGCCCCCGCGUGGUUCUUGCUGAGCAUGUGCGCUAUUCAUUGCUAUUUCUAUCGUCCACUGGAGAGUAGUUUUGUCUUGAGGCGUCGUGUGACCCGAGGGGAACAAGCAGACCUUGGUCAGUCACCAAAAAGGCGCGGCAAAGCGGAUGACGACGGUAACCGGAGUAGUGGUAUUGCUGGUGUUGGGGAGGAGGCUGGGGAAAGUUGGAUGCAGAUUAACGGAAAACCUGAAGCAGUUGUCUUCACAGUUCUUUUGUUAGUGCUACCGGCCACUCUCUACGUGGCAUUCCAGAGGGACCUGUACGAAGCAUGGCUGUCGAACAUCGUUAACGUUGUUGGCAUGGUCUGCGUACAGAUUCUGUACCUCUUUUGGAAACCGGAGCGUAGCCUAUGGUUCCUCCUGUCCAACAAGCAAAAUUCACGUGAGUUCUUUGCGCACGAUUCUUUCGGUCUGUGUGUAACUAUAUACCGGUAUAGGAGUUGUAUGUACGCUCUUGGUGCGCUGAUUUUACCCAAUUGGUGUGUUUAUCGGCUACUCAACUCACGAUACAGGUUUCUGUUCGACGGUGUGGCUCCGCCGAUCAAUGGUAUUCUUCUAUCUGUUGCACUGUACGCUGCACUUUUGGCUGCUUAUAUGACUAAAAAACUACUUGAUGCGGAUAAGGAGGGACGGAGCGUCCUGACGGACCGUCACAUGAAAGAGCGUAUGGUAGCCAUUGUGGCGGCGGCGGUAUCAGCCGUAUUUGUAGGAUUCGUUGUGGGGCUCCCGGGACCUCUCAUGUUCAACCUCGUUAUUUGCCUGUGCAGCUUUAACCUAUUUCUCAUUGAUCGCGGUAACGCAGGGCUUAUGUUCAUCUUUGCCUUUUUUUCGAGCCUGCUCCUCGCCUGGUGGAUGUCUCGGACGUUUUCUUUUGUGAUUCUCAGACUGCAUGUAUUUGGCGAAUCAAGAACGAUUCCGAGUCCUGCUUUGGCCGGUAACAUACUAUCGAGCUACUUCGUAGGCUGCAUGUCAUUCCCCCACGCGUUCACAGGCUUCAAGUUUUUGUAUGCAUUAACGCUUUUUCUUCAGUCAUUAAAUGUUGUUGUGGUGGAGCACAUUCUCUACUCUCAGAAAGAGGACGGCGUGUAUCCCGCUGUUCUCGUGUUAUUUACGAGUGUUGUUGGUGUGCUGUUGGUUUCACGGUUGCACAGGAACGGUGUGCUUGGCGCUGCAGGGGCCUCCCUGGUGGCGUCAUCGUAUAUUGCAAAACUCUUUAAAUUCUUGGUGGAGGUUACAGGCUCUUACUACGUGGAGGACGCAGAGAUGGAAUCGUCGGGGCCAUUAUUUGCUGUCGAGAUCACCACAAUGUGGUGGGCUGCACUGCUCUGUGGUUUUGUUGCCAUGCUUUUUGAACUAGAGAAAGUAUCGCAGAUGGGCAACAAAACCAUCGUCGCUACCGUGGUGUUAUUUGCCUUCAGUGCCAUGCUAAUGGUGGCGUCUACCGUACGGAAUUUUCAGCGUGCGACGUACGAGUUUCUCACGAAGAGCCAAAUCACCGAAGGGGAGGCCGCUUAUGUGUUUGUAGGUAUGUCCUGCAUCGUUUUUGGCGCUCUGACAUACCCUUUCUCAGCACGUCACCUUGGGGUGGGGCCGAUAAUGCGGCACCUGAAUUCUGUUGCACGUGGUGCUUUAGGCUUGGGUAUCAUUGUUCUCGCCUCGCAAGCUAUUCACCUAGAAAGCGCCAAAGAUGAGGAAGAAUUUGGAACCGAGGAGCUAGGCUAUAGCAAGCAGUGCGUGCUUGCCGGCAUGUUGCUUGUUGCAGCGGGUCGAUAUCUACCGAUGGCAUCCCUACCCAUGGCAAUUUCCGUCAUAUACUGGUUUGUCGCAACCUUUUUCCUGGUGGCUGGUCUUGGAACUUACCUUCUACCGACACCUAGCGUACUGUUGCUCAUUUCAUUGGGCGUUUUUGUGUAUUUCACAUUUGUUACGCUUGACGUUGCACAUUACCGAGAGAAGAGGAUGCAGUAUUUAUGGAUGUUAAGCACUGUUGCUGUGUGUUUCGCUGUUUUUUCUGUUGCGUUGAUGGGCCGCGGCGGCAUGGAGGAGAGCGACACCAGUGACGUGUUGUUGAUCUGGGAGACGCACGUGGUUGGCCUUCGGCGGUUGUUGUCGGUAGUAAGUGUGACAGGUCUUUUCACAGCUAUAUUAUUGAGAUUUCGCCUGGGUGGUGAGGCCCUGUUGCCAGGCGCAGUACCCAUAACGUCUGAGCUGAUGGAGCAUAUAGGCGUCGUUGUUAAUUAUAACGUCAUUCUGUCUGUUACCUGCUUGACAGUCCUGAACAUGUGGAAUCAUGACUAUGAACCAGGACUGCAUGUUGUAACAUCGCUUCUACUGCUUCUGCUGGUGAAAGACGACACAUUGUUCCUGGAACUGGAUCGAGAAAACUACCGCUACUUCCCUCCGCUUGCUUACGCACUGGGUCUGCUUUGGGGGUGUCUUAUUCACGAUGCGUACAGAGCUGGAGGAUCCCGAACUUCCAGCGUUGCUGCCGUGUUGCGGGAGGUGUUAUGUGCUCUUCCUUUGGCACCUUCACAUAUUUCACUGCUGACGUUGGUGUAUGCUUCCAAAAAAGCCGCACGGGUUUCGGUUAGGCCAGCAGUCGCCUUUGUUCUCGUUGGAAUUAUGACACUUUUAUUCUCGUCUCAGAAGGCUGUGCAGUGGAUGGCAGUCGUAGGGAUAUGUGGACACAGCGCGCGUCUUUUAGAGGCCCAACUCAUGGGCUUUUUUAGUGAUGUGCGAUAA
This is a messenger RNA of Trypanosoma brucei brucei TREU927, 3642 nucleotides long. RefSeq lists its product as hypothetical. Bases 1 to 3642 code for a protein of 1213 amino acids. The transcript has a single exon. The record is from RefSeq and is a predicted model, not a curated record. Lineage: Eukaryota; Euglenozoa; Kinetoplastea; Trypanosomatida; Trypanosomatidae.